CAUAUUUCUAUGAAUACAUCAUUCAUUCUUCAAAAAAAGCAAUUUGGAAAGCUUCAAGCUUAAAAUAAUGGUUACUGAAUGCAGUCACUUUACACAUUUGUACAAUUACAAUUUUACAAUUUUAUACUUGAUAAAUUAUAUUUGCUUAACCAAACAACAAAUUCCAUGUGCAAUUUUGCAAGUCAAGUUUGCGACUGCGCCGUCUUGCAAUUUUUUUUCGCUGGACAAAAUGAAACGACCAAAAGAGGAAAAACUAGUGUUGAGCAGACUGAUGAUAUGGAAGUGGAUGUUGAGGUUAAGGGCCGUGAAACGAGUUUUCAUCGACAUGCCGAUUAACAGGGCAUAGAUGGUGGUACCAUGUAGGAUCAAAUCAGGGGACAUAAUAAUGA
Molecule: messenger RNA, 389 nt
Organism: Kickxella alabastrina
Lineage: Eukaryota; Fungi; Kickxellomycota; Kickxellomycetes; Kickxellales; Kickxellaceae
Exons: 1
Coding region: 68-346 (92 amino acids)
Source: RefSeq, a predicted model, not a curated record